This is a messenger RNA of Penicillium salamii, 5370 nucleotides long. The record is from the annotation of a GenBank genome assembly. Lineage: Eukaryota; Fungi; Ascomycota; Eurotiomycetes; Eurotiales; Aspergillaceae.
AUGGAGGGCCACUCGGAACAGUCGCACUCGCAGUCACAUGCAACCCAGUCGCAUAGUGUCUCGCACUCUCAAACCUAUACCUCCAACACGAUGCAACAAUCAUCAUCAAAUGACCAGGAAUUCGAGUCCGCCAACGAGGUGGACACCACAGCGGACCUCAAACCAACCUCGACCUCCAGCUCCACCGUCAGCUCCUCCGUCAACAGCCAAGAUGGACGCUGGGGAGAAGCAGAGAUCGGCAAGCCGGUCUCUCGCAGCGGCGCCAUGGAAGACAUUCAAGACAUGCGCCGGGAACUGACCCGCCUCAGUCUGCACCGCACCCGCUCCACCACCAAGACCGGCAAGAGCGGCCGGAGAAAGUCCCGCGCGGACGAGGAGAAAGCCGAGGAAUCGGAAGCCGAGGAAGAUGACUUUGAUCUCGGCCAGUUCCUCGUCGGAGGUCAUCUCGAACGACGGACCACAACUGGCGAGCCCGCCAAGAAGGUGGGUGUGGUCUUCAAGAAUCUCACGGUGCAGGGUAUCGAGACAGGUGCCUCGUUCGUGCGCACUCUCCCCCAUGCCGUCGUCGGCACAUUUGGUCCUGAUCUCUACAACCUGGUCUGCCGCUUUGUGCCGCAGCUGCACUUUGGCAAGAAGCCCCCCGUCCGCGAUCUGAUCCAUGACUUUAACGGUGCCGUUCGCGAAGGCGAAAUGAUGCUCGUUCUUGGUCGUCCCGGUGCUGGAUGCACUACUUUCCUCAAGGCCAUCGCUAAUGACCGCGGUGCGUUCGCUGGCGUUUCAGGUGAAGUGAGCUAUGGUGGUCUCUCGGCGGAAGACCAGAACAAGCACUUCCGUGGAGAAGUCAACUACAACCCGGAAGACGAUCAGCACUUCCCUUCCCUGACAGUCUGGCAGACCCUGAAAUUCUCCCUGAUUAACAAAACUCGCAAGCACGACCGCGAAAGCAUCCCCGUGAUCAUCGAUGCCCUUCUAAAAAUGUUCGGCAUCAGCCACACGAAGAACACCUUCGUGGGUAACGAGUAUGUCCGCGGUGUGUCUGGUGGUGAGCGCAAGCGUGUUAGUAUUGCCGAAACGCUUGCAACCAAGUCCUCCGUCGUGUGUUGGGACAAUUCCACCCGUGGUCUGGACGCCAGCACUGCUCUCGACUACGCCAAGUCUUUGCGCAUCAUGACGGAUGUCAGCAAGCGCACUACCUUUGUCACCCUUUACCAGGCUGGCGAGAGUAUCUACGAGCUCAUGGACAAGGUCAUGGUUAUCGACGAAGGUCGUAUGCUCUACCAAGGUCCUGCCAACCAGGCCCGUCAAUAUUUCAUUGACCUGGGCUUCUAUUGCCCACCCCAAUCUACCACUGCCGACUUCCUCACCUCGCUCUGCGAUCCCAAUGCUCGUGAAUUCCAGGCCGGUCGCGAGGCUUCCACCCCCAAGACCGCCCAGGCCCUUGAGCAGGUCUUCCGCGAUAGCCAAGCCCACAAGGCUAUCUGGGAGGAUGUGUGCGGCUAUGAAAAGCGUCUUCAGGAUACCGAGCAGGAGGAUACUCGCCGGUUCCAGUCGACCGUUGCACAGUCCAAGUCUAAGACCGUUUCGAAGAAGUCUCCUUACACUGUCUCUCUUGUGCGCCAGGUCAUGGCCUGUGUGCAGCGUGAAUUUUGGCUUCUGUGGGGUGACAAGACUUCACUCUACACCAAGUACUUCAUCAUCAUCUCCAACGCUCUUAUUGUCUCGUCUCUAUUCUACGGUGAAUCUAUGGAUACCAGCGGUGCAUUCUCGCGCGGUGGUGCUCUGUUCUUCGCUAUUCUGUUCCUGGGCUGGCUCCAAUUGACGGAGCUGAUGCCUGCUGUUUCUGGUCGUGGUAUCGUCGCCCGCCACAAGGAUUAUGCUUUCUAUCGACCCUCCGCUGUGUCUAUUGCUCGUGUUGUGGUGGACUUCCCUGCAAUCUUCUGCAUGGUCGUUCCCUUCUCCAUCAUCGUGUACUUCAUGACUGGACUUGAUGUGUCGGCUUCCAAGUUCUUCAUCUUCUUCCUGAUCGUCUAUACCAACACGAUGUGUAUCACCGCGUUAUAUCGAAUGUUUGCUGCGCUGUCGCCAACUAUUGAUGAUGCAGUUCGAUUCAGUGGUAUUGGCCUCAACCUGCUCAUUAUCUUUGUCGGUUAUGUGAUUCCCAAGCAGAGUCUGAUCAAGGACUCGAUCUGGUUUGGUUGGUUGUUCUACGUCAACCCCAUCUCGUACAGUUACGAGGCUGUCUUGACAAACGAAUUCUCUGAUCGAGUUAUGGAAUGUGCGCCUUCUCAGCUUAUCCCCCAGGGCCCAGGCGUCAACCCUCAAUACCAGGGAUGUGCUUUGACUGGCUCUUCUUUGAAUGCGAAGUCUGUUGAUGGCGCGCAAUACUUGACUUCCAACUUCCAGUUCACACGCAGCCACCUCUGGCGUAACUUCGGUGUUGUCAUUGCCUGGACUGUGCUCUACAUUUUGGUCACUGUCAUUGCUUCUGAGGUUCUUUCUUUCGUUGGUGGCGGCGGGGGUGCUCUUGUUUUCAAGAAGUCCAAGCGCGCCAAGCAGGUCGCUGCUCAGGCUAAGGGUAAUGAUGAGGAGAAAGUUGCCAGCACUGAAGAUAAUGCUGCGCUUGCUCGCGGGAAGGCCUCUUCCUCCGCGGAUGAUGUUACUUUCAACCGUCUUUCUUCCAGUGAGCGCUGCUUCACCUGGGAGAAUGUUGAAUACACUGUGCCUUACGGUAAUGGAACCCGGAAGCUCCUCAACGGUGUCAACGGCUACGCUAAGCCUGGUGUCAUGAUUGCCCUGAUGGGUGCCUCUGGUGCUGGAAAGACCACCCUGCUCAACACCCUGGCCCAGCGCCAGAAGAUGGGUGUUGUAACUGGUGACAUGCUGGUCGAUGGCCACAAGCUGGGCACUGACUUCCAACGUGGAACUGGUUUCUGUGAGCAGAUGGAUCUGCAUGACAACACCUCGACUAUUCGCGAAGCAUUCGAGUUCUCUGCCAUUCUUCGUCAGCCCCGUGAUGUUCCUCGACAAGAAAAGAUUGACUACGUUGAUCGGAUUAUCGACCUGCUCGAGCUGGAAGAAAUCCAAGACGCCAUCAUCGGCUCUCUCAAUGUCGAGCAAAAGAAGCGUGUGACAAUUGGUGUCGAACUCGCUGCUAAGCCUAGUCUCCUGCUCUUCCUUGACGAGCCCACUUCCGGUCUCGAUUCCCAGGCUGCCUUCUCCAUUGUUCGUUUCCUCAAGAAGCUUUCUCAAGCCGGUCAAGCUAUUGUCUGCACAAUCCACCAGCCUUCUUCGAUGCUCAUCCAGCAAUUCGACAUGAUUCUUGCCCUCAACCCAGGUGGAAACACCUUCUACUUCGGCCCUGUCGGUAAGGAUGGAGCAUCUGUGAUCAAAUACUUCGGUGACCGUGGCUUCCACUGCCCUCCCUCGAAGAACGUCGCCGAAUUCAUUCUCGAAACCGCUGCCAAAGGAACUCAACGGAACGGGAAACAAGUCGACUGGAACGAAGAAUGGCGCAACUCUGAGCAGAACCGCGACAUGCUCUCUGAGAUCGAGCGCAUCCGAUCAGAGCGCUCCAAGGUCCCAAUCGAAGACUCUGGUUCUUCUCACUACGAAUUUGCGGCCCCAACAGCAACCCAGACCAUGGAGCUCACCAAGCGACUGUUCAGGAACUACUGGCGUGAUCCAUCCUACUACUACGGCAAACUGUUUGUCAGUGUCAUCAUUGGAAUCUUCAACGGCUUCACCUUCUACAUGCUUCCCAACACAGUGGCCUCGAUGCAGAACCGCAUGUUCUCGGUCUUCCUGAUCAUUCUCAUUCCCCCUAUUGUUUUGAACUCCAUCGUUCCCAAGUUCUACAUCAACCGUGCCCUCUGGGAAGCAAGAGAAUACCCAUCCCGUAUCUACGGCUGGGUGGCCUUCUGCACCGCGAACGUGGUCUGCGAAAUCCCCGCCGCCAUCAUCUCCGGUCUCAUCUACUGGCUACUCUGGUACUACCCCGUUGGAUUCCCCACCGACAGCUCAACAGCCGGAUACGUGUUCUUAAUGAGCAUGCUCUUCUUCCUGUUCCAAGCAUCAUGGGGCCAAUGGAUCUGCGCCUUCGCCCCCUCUUUCACUGUCAUCUCCAACGUCCUACCUUUCUUCUUCGUCAUGGUCAACCUGUUCAACGGUAUCGUCCGUCCCUACGCAGACUACCCCGUCUUCUGGAAAUACUGGAUGUACUACGUCAACCCAACAACCUGGUGGAUGCGCGGUGUCCUCUCUGCAGUCCUACCAGAUGUGCAAAUCGAAUGCGCCACCCAAGAAGCUACCCACUUCGACCCACCCCCCGGCCAGACCUGCGCCCAGUACGCCGGCGACUUCGUCUCUUCAAUUGCCAAGGUCGGUAAAUUGAUUGACCCCAACGCUACCAGCGAUUGCCAGUACUGUCCCUACGAGACUGGAGCUGACUACAUGACCAACUUGAAUGUUCAUGAUGGUGACAAGUGGCGCUGCUUUGGAAUCUUCUUGGCCUUUGUUAUCAUUAACUGGGUUCUGGUUUACUUCUUCAUUUACACUGUGCGUGUUCGUGGUUGGAGCUUUGGUAUUGGAUCCUUGUUUGGUGCGGCUGGUCUGAUGAUCGAUCGUAUCAAGGGAUUGGGCUCCACCGACGGAAUCGGCCUCUCAACAGCCAAACACCUAACCACCCAAGGCCACACCGUAAUCCUACACGCCCGCAACUCCCUCCGCGCCCAAGAAACCCAAAAAGCCCUCCCAAGCGCCCCCAUCCUGAUCGCCGACCUGCGCUCCAUAACCGAAACCAAAAACCUCGCAGCAGAAGCCAACAAACACGGCCCCUUCGACACAAUAAUCCACAACGCAGGCAUUGGCUUCGGCGCAACAUCCUCAAAAGAAAUAACAGCCGAUGGCAUCUCCGCCGUGUUCGCAGUUAAUACACUUGCGCCAUAUAUAUUGACUUGUUUAAUGGAUCGGCCUGGCAGACUCCUGUUCAUGAGUUCGGAUAGUCAUUACGGGGGUGAUAAUUCGUUGCGGGGGAUUAGGACUUCUGCUUCGUAUGGUGAUAGCAAGUUGCAUGAUAUGAUGCUUGCUAAUGCUUUUGCGAGGAGGUGGGGUGGGGUUAAUGUGGUUAGUAUGCAUCCUGGUUGGGUGAGGACGAAGAUGGGGGGGAGCAUGGCGCCUGGGGGGUUGGGGGAGCCUACGGUUGCGCUGGCGGAGUGGGCGGUUGGUGUUGGGGAGUUGGGGAGGUUGAGGAGUGGGUGUUUCUUUUCGCCUGCGGGUGAGGAGAGGCCUGAUGAGGCUGCUGGGGAUUUGGGGAAGCAGGAGGAGUUGUUGGAGAUUUGUGGGGAGGUUUCGGGGGUGGAGGUUCCUGUUUAG